AAAUUAUCAAAUAUAAAAAAAAAAAGAUUAAAUAAUAUUCUUCAAGUAUGUGUGUUUGUAAAAGUCAGAUAUAUAUUAGAUACAUAUGAAAGGGAAAAAAAAAAUAUAGUUUAUAAAUUUAUUGGAGUAUUAGAAAUUUACACACACAUUGUUUUGCUAGACAUGCUGAGUGUACUUACAAAUACACAUACUCAAUGUGUUGAGAAAAUCGCGCAUGCAAGUUGCAGUUACGAGAAAGUUUUCUAUUAAUUCUCAAAUAGUAGUAUUGUAUUAACAUUUAUUUACAAUAGAAAAAAAAAAAAAUCUACUAUUAAUUGUGUUGUUUAUUAAAAAGACAAAAGUAAAUAUUAUUUUUAAAUACUCAAAAAAAUUGUUAAUGUAAUUAAUGGAUUAUUUGUUUGUCAAUAAUUAAUAUCAGUAGAAAUUUUUAUUUUAUUUUCAUUAAAAAUUAUUAAUAAUAUUAAUUAUAAUUUGAUAAAAUAAAUGUAUUGAUUUAAAGAUGACAAGUAUAGAUAAUUUUAAUGAGUGGCAAAUAGAAAAAUAGUUGAUAAAAUAUUUUUAUUUGAGAAUUGGUGGAGAGAAAUAUUUCGCUGUAUUUCUAUUGCGCACGCCUUGUAUUACGCAGAUAAUACAUCUGUUAUUGAGUACUGUGAUUGAAGGCUAUAUUAUGGCUAGUUAUACUACAAUGGAAUCCUCAAGACAAUCAGAUGAAAAUAUUGAUGAUGAUAGUGAUAACAAGGAUGAUACAAAAAGAAAAUCUCGUAAUCUCAGUGAGAAAAAAAGACGAGAUCAAUUUAACAUGUUGCUAAAUCAAUUGGGAAGUAUGAUCAACACAAAUACAAGAAAAAUGGAUAAAUCAUCAAUUCUUCAAUCAACAAUUGUAUAUAUAAAAAAUCACAGUGCAUUAGCAAAUGAAUCAAAAGUUCAUGAAAUUCAAGAUGAUUGGAAACCAUCAUUUUUAUCAAACGAAGAAUUUAGCUAUCUGAUACUUGAGGCAGUUGAAGGUUUUAUAAUAGUAUUGUCAUCAAAUGGAGAAAUUAAUUAUGCAUCAGAGAGUGCUGGAUCAUUGCUUGGCUAUCCACCAGGUGAUCUUGAAAAUUUAACAAUAUAUGAAAUAACAUAUCAAGAUGAUCAAUCAAGCUUAUACAAUAUAUUAUUAAAUCCAACAAAUGGAUAUAAUCAAAAUAUGGAAAAUAAUAAUGAUCAAGUAUCAUUUAAAUGUCACAUUAAACGUGGUAAUUUAGAUCCAAAUGAAGAAACAAUAUAUGAGUGUGUAAAUUUCGUUGGUUUUUUUCGUCAAGAUAAUGAUGUAAAUAAAAAUUCAUCAACAAAUGAUAAUAAAAUGUUAUUCAUUGGUACUGGACGUAUUGAUAAACCACAAUUAAUACGUGAUAUGACAAUAUUUGAUUGUAAAAAAUUAGAAUUUAUUUCACGUCAUAGUAUGGAUUGGAAAUUUUUAUUUCUUGAUCAACGUGCAACACCAAUUAUUGGCUAUUCAUUACUCGAAGUACUUGGUACAUUAGGCUAUGAUUAUUAUCAUAUUGAUGAUAUUGAUAAAAUUGCUAAUUGUCAUAAAUUAUUAUUGGAAAAAGGUGAAUGUAUAUCACCAUAUUAUCGUUUUUUAACAAAAGGACAACAAUGGAUAUGGCUUAAGACAAGAUUUUUCAUUGUUUAUAAUCAAUGGAAUUCAAAACCAGAAUUUAUCAAUAGCACACAUUGCGUUAUUAAUUAUUCAGAUAUUAUUAAACAAAAAUUAGAUAAUACUAAAUCUCAAAAUUUACCUAAUGAAACAAAUAAUAAUUCUAAUAAUAUAUUAUGUAAAAAAAUUAAUAAUAAUACUCAAGAUAAUAAAAAUAAAACAAAAAUUAUUUAUCAUAAUAAUAACAAUGAUUCUGAUACAUCAUUUAGUUCACAACAAUCACAACAAUCAUUAUCAACAAAUCAAAGUUCAAAAGUAUCAUCAUUAACAUCAAAAAAAAUAUAUAAUUCACCAUCAGAAAUUGCUGUGCAUCAUAGAAAUCAACAAAAUGAUAAUGCAUCAUGUUAUUCAUUAUGUAAUGAUGAAAUACAAUUACAUGAUACAAAUAAAAGUUUUAUAACACCAUCAGUAUUAACAAAAAAAAAAUUAAAUAUACAAAAUUCAAUGAUAAUUAAUCAACAAAAUAUUGUCAUGACAAAUACACAAAGUAAUAUACAAAAUGAGUUACAAAAAAAACAUGAAGAGUUACAACAAUUAAUUGUCAAUCAACAAGAAGAAUUAAGAAGAGUAUCUGAACAAUUGUCGAUUGUUAAAUAUGGUAUUGUUUCGCCACUUAUUAAUGUUAAUGUUAAUUACAAUAAUAAUUUAUGCCAAAUGAGAAAUUGUAAUGAUGAUAAUGCAAAUAAUAGUGAAACAAUCAUACAGGAUAUAUCUGAUAUUGGUAAAUUAAAUACAUCGACAACAACAACAUCAUCAAUGUCACUUGUACCUGUUGAAACAUUUAAUCAAAUAAAUUCAACAGCAAUUAUAUCAUCAACUGGUAUUGAUAGUAAUCAUCAAAUUAAUUCUGAUGUGUUAUUUUCAUCUGGAGGAGAACCAACGUUUCUACAACAACAACAACAAGCAAUGAUUGGCCAUGAGCAACAUCAAUUGCUACAUGGGCAACAACAAACUGGAGAUAUUCAUCAACAAUCUAGCCAUAUGAUGUCAUUUGAAAUUUAUCAAGAACCAAUCAUGCUUUAUGAUCAUUCAGUUGAUUCAUCAAUCAAUCAACAAUAAUUAAUAUUUCAAGCUUUUUUUAGUUUAUAUAUUUAUGUGCCAUUUAAUUUUUUUCUAUAUGUAGCUUAGUCAAAUUAAUUAGAGGAUUGUUUAAGACAAAUGUUUGAUAUCUAAAAUUAGUAUUCAUAUAAAUUGUUGUUGUUUUUUUUUUAUAUGAAAAAAGUGUUUGAAACAUUUUAGUAAUUUUAUCAAAUUGUUGUUAUAUGAAUUAAUUGUGGAUUUUAUUUUUAUUUUUUGUAUAAAUCAAUAUCAUCCGAGAGAAGAUAUAUUUUUAUUAGCUAUUAAUUUAUAGUCCAAUGAUUUUUAUAGUAUCAUUAAAAUGAUAAUGAAUUAAAUUUUUUUGUUAUUGGAAAAUAAUUUUUGCUUUUUAUGAUGAUAAUACAGUAAAAAAAAAAAUUGAUAUAUUUGUAAUUUUAAAUUAUAAAAAUUUAAUGUUUUAACUUAUUUUUUUACUGAAAAAAAAUUUUUUUUUAAUUUAAAAAAAUUAUAUAUUAAUAAAUGUAUUGUUGGACAAUUUAAUUACAAAAUAAUUGAACUAAAUUUUCAAAAUUUAUUACGAAAAAAAAAUUAAAAAUUAAUAACUGUUAAUUAAAAAUUAAAUACAAAUAUUUUUUUAAUAAAUCAAUUACAUAUAAUUAUUCGACAUGAUUAUUAUAAUAAAAAAUAAAAAAAAACAUUAUAAAUGUUAUACGUAUGUAAAUUAAUAACAAUAAUAAACAAUGGAAAAAAAAA
Molecule: messenger RNA, 3490 nt
Organism: Aphidius gifuensis
Lineage: Eukaryota; Metazoa; Arthropoda; Insecta; Hymenoptera; Braconidae
Gene: Clk
Product: circadian locomoter output cycles protein kaput
Exons: 5
Coding region: 668-2758 (696 amino acids)
Biological process (GO): regulation of transcription by RNA polymerase II; circadian regulation of gene expression
Cellular component (GO): cytoplasm; nucleus; CLOCK-BMAL transcription complex
Molecular function (GO): RNA polymerase II cis-regulatory region sequence-specific DNA binding; protein dimerization activity; DNA-binding transcription factor activity, RNA polymerase II-specific
Source: RefSeq, a predicted model, not a curated record